AUGGCGGGAAUGGAGUCAAUCUACUCGGCUACAUACAGCAGUGUUCCGGUGUACGAAUUUAAAAUUGAUGGUGAUAGUGUGAUGCGACGGAGAGGCGAUGACUGGGUCAAUGCAACACACAUCCUGAAGGCAGCCGGUUUUGAUAAGCCUGCCAGAACACGCAUUCUCGAACGAGAGGUACAGAAGGGAGUGCAUGAAAAAGUGCAAGGAGGUUACGGCAAAUAUCAGGGAACAUGGAUUCCUCUCCCAGAGGGCCGGAUGCUUGCGGAGCGCAACAGCAUAUUUCACAAGCUAGCCCCCAUCUUCGAUUACUCCCCCACCAGCUCCGAAACACACGUCGGCUGCUUCGAAGCCGAGGGCUCCACGAAAAUCUACCAAUCGUUCUGCUGCGACCGAGAUAUUCAAUGUGGUUCAACCGCAGCGAAGCAUGGGCCCCCGGCCACUAUCCCGCACGAACAAUACGAAAUGAAUGCUGGAUUUGAUGAUAACGAAUCCCUUGAACAAGCGACCAUUGAGUCGUCAUCCAUGGUUGCAGAUGAAGAUAUGCUGCAGAUGUCUCAGCACGGAGGACGCAAGCGCAAGCGUGGUAUGAAUGAGGCGAAUGUCAUGUCUAUCAGUGAGCAGGAGCAUAUCAUUUAUGGUGAUCAGCUCCUGGACUAUUUCAUGACUGUGGGUGAUGCUCCACAAGCUACCCGCAUUCAACCUCCAGAGCCCCCGGCUCAUUUCCAAAUCGACCGACCCAUCGAUGAUUCUGGGAACACGGCCUUGCACUGGGCCUGUGCGAUGGGUGACUUGGAUAUUGUGCAGAACCUCCUUCGUAGGGGUGCCAAUGUAAAAGCAUUAUCAGUUCACGAAGAGACACCGCUUGUUCGAGCUGUUUUGUUCACCAACAACUACGAGAAGCGAGCCUUCCCUGCUCUGUUGGAUGUUCUGCUGGACACCAUCUCUUUCCGAGAUUGGUUUGGGGCUACGCUUUUCCAUCAUAUCGCCGAAACCACUCGCAGCAAAGGAAAGUGGAAGAGUUCCAAGUACUACUGCGAGGUUCUUCUGGACAAACUGUGCAAGACAUGUUCUCAGGAGGAGAUAGAUCUAUUGCUUUCAUGUCAAGAUGACAAUGGCGACACUGCCGCUCUGGUGGCUUCUCGCAACGGUGCAUUCCGCCUGGUGAACAUGCUGCUCAACCACUGCCCUCGGGCUGGCGAUUUGAUGAACAAGAAAGGAGAGACAGCCAACAGCAUGCUUCAACGUUCUCACAAUGUCGACCAAGAUAUCCCGCCCGCCCCGUCGUCUGCUACCAUGGCCAACGACCAUCUGGAUGGUGCAGGCGGCGAUCUCAUGUCGGGUCGUCAAUCUAUGGCCCCGCCAGUAGAUUCCGCUGCCACCUCCGACCUGCUGUCAAAGAUUGGCACAAUCAUGGCUGAGGCCAACAAGAAGCUCGCAGGAACCUAUGGUAACUUCAAGGUAGAACAGCAAGAUUCCCACGAUGUUGCCAAUCCCGAAGCACUGUUCGAACAGCUUGAAACGGAUCGUCAGAAGAUCCAGAAGCAAGUCUCAGCCCUCGCCGCCAAAGAGGCAGAGUACGAGCCCAGUGAUAGCCAGAUGGGGCGAUAUGAGAAGCUGCGGGCCAGCUACGAGUCUCUACUCGAGCAGACACACCACGCUGCUCUUUCCCCCCAACUGGCUGAUGCAGGUCCACUUUCAUCCGCUACGGAUGCGUCCUCACUUGGACCCGAAGAGCUCCUGCACCGCUACCAACUCGCACGCGAGCUGUGUACCGCCCAGAAGACGCGCCGCGACACAGUGAGAGCUCUGGCGCAGCAAACAGCCGACGCAGGUGUGAGUACCAAGUUCGACGUGCACCGCAAACUCGUGGCUCUAGCUACGGGGUUGAAGGAAGAAGAGCUUGACCCAAUGGCGGCCGAGCUGGCAGAGACACUGGAGUUCGACCGAAUGAACGGCAAGGGUGCAUCUCCGGACCCAGAGCGACGGAUACGGAAUGAAGCAUCUACUCUCCCCUCGGGUCCCGUUGUGCCCGUGGAUGCCUAA
This is a messenger RNA of Penicillium atrosanguineum, 2046 nucleotides long. RefSeq names its product putative APSES transcription factor. Bases 1 to 2046 code for a protein of 681 amino acids. The transcript is spliced from 4 exons. NCBI's taxonomy places the organism in Eukaryota, Fungi, Ascomycota, Eurotiomycetes, Eurotiales, Aspergillaceae. Gene Ontology annotation, molecular function: transcription regulator activity; protein binding; DNA binding. Gene Ontology annotation, cellular component: MBF transcription complex; SBF transcription complex. The record is from RefSeq and is a predicted model, not a curated record.